Messenger RNA from Mirounga angustirostris (Northern elephant seal), 1588 nucleotides. It is a transcript of the gene SELENOF, whose product is annotated as selenoprotein F. Lineage: Eukaryota; Metazoa; Chordata; Mammalia; Carnivora; Phocidae. Gene Ontology annotation, molecular function: oxidoreductase activity. The transcript is spliced from 4 exons. The record is from RefSeq and is a predicted model, not a curated record. Gene Ontology annotation, cellular component: endoplasmic reticulum lumen.
GGAAGGGGCUCAGAGCGGCACAGAUUUGGGGAGUUUAGGAAAAUGCCUGAUAGGGGUUUCGAAAGGACCCAGCGACAUUAUAUUUAUGUCAAAUAUAAAGAUAUUUGACCACCUUUAAGUUUCAACAUACCCUUAGGUAAUACCUGUCUCUGCAGAGUAAGAGACUUGAUGACAACGACCUUUAACAUCCUGUUUUGGAUCAGGCUCUGGAGUGGACGCCCCUAGUUGAGGGGUCCUCCGGGCAGUCGGAAACCUACGAAAGAUGGUAGCGAUGGCGGCUGGGCCGGGUGGGUUGCUCCCGCUGGCGUUUGGGCUGCGAUUGCUCUUGGCUGCUGUACUUCAAACGGUAUCUGCAUUCGGGGCAGAGUUUUCAUCAGAGGCUUGCAGAGAGUUAGGCUUCUCCAGCAACUUGCUCUGCAGCUCUUGUGAUCUUCUUGGACAGUUUAACCUGCUUCAGCUCGAUCCUGACUGUAGAGGAUGCUGUCAGGAAGAAGCACAAUUUGAAACAAAAAAGCUUUAUGCAGGUGCUAUUCUUGAAGUUUGUGGAUGAAAAUUGGGGAGGUUCCCUCAAGUCCAAGAUUUUAUUUACUUGUCAGAGCACAAGCAGGGAGAGUGGCAGGCAGAAGGAGAAGAGGGCUCCCCACUGAGCAAGGAGCCUGAUGCAGGACUUGAUCCCAGGACCCUGGGAUCAUGACCUGAGCCGAAGGCAGACGCUUAACUGACUGAGCCACCCAGGAGUCCCAGUGACUGGAUUUCUUUGGGAAUAAUCAAACUGAUGUUAUUGAGCUAUUUUUAAAACAGCAGAAAGUAAACUAGAAAAGAAGUUACUAGGAGUCUUUUUGCAAGUUUUAUACUCUCAUAUAGCCUGUCCCAGUGCCAUGUGUACAUAACAGCACCCAAGUAUCUGUUGGAAGAUUAAUUCACGGCUUGUAAAAUGUGAUUCGCUACUACAGGGUAUUGAACAGAUACUCCCCUCAUUCAAGACUAGGGGGCUUUGUAGAUCUAUGGUUAAAAAGCAAAGAACUGAUGAAAAUAGUCAUUAGUGACUCAUAUUAAGUUUAUUCAUUUCAGCCUAUUAAAAAUCUAUUGAAUGAAAAUUAUUAAAUGUGCUAGGUUCUAUUAAGGGAUACAAAAAAUAUAUAAGAACAGUCCUUUUCCCCUAGAGUAGUUUCUUAUGCAUUAGACAACACACUUAGUGUUAACCGGUGUUUUGUACAAGUAUACAUAUAGCAUUUGCCAAAGGGAUGGUAUAAAAUGCAACAGGUAUCAUGAGAUCUUUUUUGCUUGGGGAUUCAAGAGUCUGCAGAGUAUUUGGAUAAAUCCUAAAGGAUGGAGUUAAUAAGAAGUUCUAAUAAAAAGACUUAACAAUCAGCUUUAUUUUGAACUGAAUUCUGUAGGGGAAUUAUAGAUAUAGGAUAUCUGAGUCUCUUCCCACAAGUUCUUAAUCUUAAAAAGAAAAACUAUAUACUUGCAUUUAGGACAAUAAAACAAAGAGUAAUAGUAAAUAAGGACCUUUAUAAUGAAACAUGUCUAUAAUUCCAGUGCUAGUUAAUUGUAAGUUUAAGAAAUAAGUUCUCAGAAGCAUGUA